CCUCUUUUGCGCCUGAUAACUCGAACACUACAUUCCAUAUAUAUAUAGUGUAUAUAUGUAUUCUCACACACGUUCUCAAAUGCAUAUACAUGCAACAAAUUAAGGGAGACAUGAACAAUCAUCAUCGUCAUCAUCAUUUUGUGUUUGUGCAUGGUGCGGGACAUGGGGCGUGGUGCUGGUACAAGCUCAAGAACAAGUUGUGUGAGAAUGGACACAAGGCUACAUGCAUAGACCUCAAGGGUGCCGGCAUAAAUCUCGCCGAUCCAAAUACAAUCUCCUCGCUGGAAGAAUACAAUAAACCUCUCCUCGAUUUCUUAUCCGAGCUCCCGGGCAAUGAGAAAGUUAUACUGGUCAGCCACAGCAUUGGAGGAGGGAGCGCGACGGCUGCCAUGUGCUCGUUUCCUCACCGAAUUUCUAUGUCAGUUUAUGUUGCAGCAGCCAUGGUUAAACCUGGAAGCCCUGUUCCACCGACUGUACAAAAUUUUCAUCAAGGAGUGCAAAACGAACACGAGAGUAAAUGGGAAUACAUCUACGGGAACGGAAAGGACAAGCCUCCCACGAGCAUGAUGAUGAAACCAGAGUACAUUCGUCAAACGUACUACAAUCAGAGCCCUAUGGAGGAUUACACACUAGCCACGACACUACUGCGACCAUCGCCUAUAAAUGCGUUCGAAGGCAUUGGAAGAAUCGAGAAAGCACCCGAGAUUGAAGCUAUUCCACGUGUUUAUGUGAAGACAGCCAAAGAUAACAUGUUUUCUCCAUCGGCUCAAGACUGUAUAGUGAAUCGUUGGCCACCUUCUCAACAGUUUGUUCUUGAAGACAGCGAUCACUCCGCCUUCUUUUCUGCCCCUGAAGCUCUCCAUGACUGUCUCCUUCAGGCAGCUUCCUCCAUUUCCAAAUGAAUAUUGCAAUAGGUUAAUCAUUCGAAACAUGUUCCAAUAACUAAACAACAACUUUUCUGAGUCUUGGUACGAAGCUAGACUAGAGACAAUAUUCAUAUGUUUAUGUACGGACUUUUGAAUGUGAUUGUUGAUUUCUAAAGAAGCUAUUACAGUUCUAUGGAA
Tarenaya hassleriana is the source of this 1064-nucleotide messenger RNA. Its product is annotated as methylesterase 18. The record is from RefSeq and is a predicted model, not a curated record. Gene Ontology annotation, molecular function: methyl indole-3-acetate esterase activity; methyl salicylate esterase activity; methyl jasmonate esterase activity. The coding region runs from base 90 to 902 and encodes 270 amino acids. The transcript is spliced from 4 exons. Lineage: Eukaryota; Viridiplantae; Streptophyta; Magnoliopsida; Brassicales; Cleomaceae. Gene Ontology annotation, biological process: jasmonic acid metabolic process; salicylic acid metabolic process.